AUGAGUGAAAAAAACAAUUCACCCGCAAUUUCUACACGCAGGAAUAGCCUAUUCCCUGCUGAUGUUUUAGAAGUUGCUUAUGCAAUUGGAGAUAAUCAGCAUAGAAAAAGAUUAAAGAAUAGUGUUGGAAAUUUAGAUACUUUUGAAUCAGCCCCUGAUAUGAUAAAUUCAACACAACUUAUCAACCAUUUUACAAUAAGAUAUGAAGAUCAAGAUCCCGUCCCAGAAUAUUUUCAACAAGUGUUUAACUCAGAAGAUGGUUUUGAUGAUCAAAUAUGUUCCUUAUUGGAAUCAAACUCAAAAAUACUUUACGAAUCUCGUAUUUUGUGUUCUUUAUGCGAUUCUAAUCUCGAAUUACCGUUUUGUGCUGAUGAUUCCACUAAGUUAAAAACUUAUGAAGAGCAGCAGCCAGAUACUAGAGAAUUAUUCGAAGAACUGAUAUUUCCUAAUUCUACUCCAAAAAGUGAAAUUGAUCUCAAGAAAAUUUUCCCUUUUGUUCUUCCUAAAUACAAACAAUGGAAAAACUUACAAAAAUCAUAUCGGAUCAUUCCGAACGCUGAGCGCCUUGAUAACAAGCUUAAUUUCAUGGACUUUAUCGGAAAUACCUCUUAUAAGUGCAUCAUGAUUUCCAGUCAGUCUGGUCAUGGGAAAGCUCCUGGAAGAGUGGUACCUUCAUCAAUUCCAGAAUCAACUCUCUAUAUGUCUCAAGAAAUUGAUUUAAUUAGUAUUGAUGAUGUAAAAUGCCACAGAACAGAAAUAAAUCCUGCUAAAGAUAAGCACAGAACAAUUAACGCUGUUGCUAAAGAGAGAAUGCGCAUUUCUCGCAAAAUGAAAACAAUGAUGGACGUUCGAGAGCUUGUUUACUAUCCGUUCUAUACAUUUAACGGUCCUUUGAAUACAGAAAUACAGCCAUUUCCAAAUGACUCUCUUCGCUUGCUGUUUUCUGUCAUACAUGCAAUUGAGCUGAAUAUUGACGAAUUGGACACACGAUAUAUUCCAAUAUCAUAUAGCUUGGGCCAUUUCAUUCCAUUUCUUAAAGCAGCUCUUGCUCAUCCAGAGAUGGAAUACCACAUAAUUUGUUCUUCAGCUCAUAUUGGCUUUUUCUUCGAACUAUCAAAUGCAUUAAACAGUAUAUCCAACUAUCUCCACAUGAUAGACUUCAUUCCUCUCAGAGCAGCCUUUUAUUUGUCAGAUAAGUUCAACACAAGAAAAAUCCUUAUUUACAACACUGAAAUUGCCAGGUUUGCAAAUUCAGUUGAGACAGGUGCGUUCUUGUCUAUUCCGAUUCGCUGCCUUCAGUGCGCGUCUUCGCUCCACUCCCUCCCGAUCAACUUGUCGGUCUACCAGAGCGCAAUUGACUUUAUCAGUGGCCGCAAAUCGAGGCCCAGCAUUGCCGGCCUGGAGCAGCUUCGGCUCUACAAAGUCAGAUUCUGUAGAGAGGAAGACCAAAGAGUUCACAUUUCAGUUUUUCCUCUGUCGCACCACAGUCAUGACCAAACAGUCGUACCCAGCUACUGGCCGCUAUUCAAUAAGCUCAGAAAUCCCUACACUUUCUCUCCAAGGCCAACUGUAUUCAACAAUUCGCUCAGUUUCACGGUCAGAAACGUGAAAGACCCUGACGUAGAGUCUCCACUUUCAUUUACACCCGGAUCUUCAUCAUUUAUGUUUGUUAUUUAA
Trichomonas vaginalis G3 is the source of this 1677-nucleotide messenger RNA. RefSeq lists its product as uncharacterized. The record is from RefSeq and is a predicted model, not a curated record. The transcript has a single exon. The coding region runs from base 1 to 1677 and encodes 558 amino acids. NCBI's taxonomy places the organism in Eukaryota, Parabasalia, Trichomonadida, Trichomonadidae.